AUGCGCACGACGCGCAAAGUGUCGGUGUGGCCCGUGGGACUGGUGGGAGGACGACGCUACGAGCGCCCGGUCGUGGAGAAUGGCAAAGUUGUUGGCUGGUACACUGGCUGGAGAGCUGACAGGCCCUUUGCUAUUGACAUGGCAGGAUUUGCUGUGAGUCUCCAAGUGAUCCUGUCACACCCCAAAGCUGUAUUCAAGCGCCGUGGUUCUCAGCCAGGAAUGCAGGAAUCUGACUUUCUGAAACAGAUAACAACAGUGGAGGAACUGGAGCCAAAAGCAAACAACUGCACAAAGGUUCUUGUCUGGCACACGCGAACAGAGAAAGUGAAUCUAGCUAACGAGCCAAAGUACCACCUGGACACAGUCAAUAUUGAGGUAUGAUGGGGAGAGACAGUCACACAGCAAGCACAGGACAACAGAGGUGUCAGCAGGUGCUGGAAUUCGGGCAGUUAAAAUCACCUGGUUCUGUGUGAGACCUGAGGGACUUCUGUGGAAACAAAAGGAAACUGUCAGAGACUCUAAUAAGCAAAUCAAGUGGGUGUGCUUUGUUCUAACUUGUCUGCAUGCAUUUCUGAACUCUCAGCUUAAUAAACUGACACUUACCUUUGUUUUAACGCUGUUUCCACAUAGAGAAACGUGGCUGCAAUGGAGUACUUUCAAAACCAUUAUUUAUGUAUAUACUUUUUGUAUUUAUCCAGCUUAAUGGUGUAAUUAUGAACCGAUUUUAACUCAUGAACUGUUGAUCUAAGCAUCUGCAUAAAUGGAUCCUCCAAACUGAACAUGUUUUACUUCAUUCAAAAGUAAUGGUCAAAUAGGUUGUACAAUAACGAAAUAAAAACCCACAAUCAUUUACGGAUUUAUCCUUUUAAUAUAGGGAAAUAACAUUUUAUCAUUACGAGGCACCAUAAAAUGUAAACACAAUCACUGUCAUAAACCUGGAUCUCUCUGCAAGGAAAAAUAUAUCAGUUCAUGUUGAGUUACCUUGUAUGCAUAUUGUGCUGCUAGUUCUCAGCAUUAAUACUGUGCGUGUGCCUCGUGGGCCAGAUCAGAGACUUCAGCACAGGAAACUCAAGACGCAUCAAUUGCUCAUUUUUAACAGAAUAAACUAUUGAUUCGUAGAACUACAGUAA
This is a messenger RNA of Acanthisitta chloris (rifleman), 1130 nucleotides long. RefSeq names its product galactosylgalactosylxylosylprotein 3-beta-glucuronosyltransferase 2. Bases 1 to 381 code for a protein of 126 amino acids. The record is from RefSeq and is a predicted model, not a curated record. The transcript has 3 exons. Gene Ontology annotation, biological process: carbohydrate metabolic process; chondroitin sulfate proteoglycan biosynthetic process. Gene Ontology annotation, molecular function: galactosylgalactosylxylosylprotein 3-beta-glucuronosyltransferase activity. Gene Ontology annotation, cellular component: Golgi membrane. Lineage: Eukaryota; Metazoa; Chordata; Aves; Passeriformes; Acanthisittidae.